Molecule: messenger RNA, 1395 nt
Organism: Ilex paraguariensis (yerba mate)
Lineage: Eukaryota; Viridiplantae; Streptophyta; Magnoliopsida; Aquifoliales; Aquifoliaceae
Source: the annotation of a GenBank genome assembly
AUGUCUUCUUUCUACAUUUUCUUGCUGACAUUGAUCUUGUUUUGGUUUUCUCAAUGCUCUUAUGCCCGUAUUUUCACCUUACAAAUACACCACCGCUUCUCUGAACCGGUGAAGAAAUGGUCCCAACGAGCGGGAAAACAUUUUCCGGCAAAUCAUUGGCCGGAGAAAGGUAGUAUCGAGUACUACGCACGACUGGCCCACCAUGAUCGUGUUUUUCGAGGACGGAGGCUCUCGGAAUUGGACGGACCACUCGUAUUCUCCAACGGCAAUGAGACUUUCCGGAUCAGCUCAUUGGGAUUUUUGCAUUACACGACGGUGUCGCUAGGGACGCCGGCCAUGGACUUUCUGGUGGCUCUUGAUACGGGGAGCGACCUAUUUUGGGUGCCUUGUGAUUGUGGCAGUUGUGCAUCUACUGCCGACACCCCUUAUAGCUCCGUUACACUAGAGGAGACACAUAAUGAGAGCGGCUAUUCCAAGGAUGCAUGGAUGGGUGAUCAAGACAUCACAGACUCGAGUGCUGCACUUUGGCAUGGAUACUUGGAUUUUGAGCUUAGCAUAUACAGCCCAAAUGAAUCAUCAACAAGCAAAAAGGUCACUUGUGACCAUAGCUUGUGCACACACCAUAGUAGCUGCCUCGGAACAUUUAGCCAAUGCCCUUACUCAGUUUCCUAUGUCUCAUCUGAAACUUCAACUUCUGGGAUAUUGGUGGAGGAUGUUCUGCACUUAAAGACAGAAGGCAAUGAUCCAGCUAUGGUUGAUGCAUACAUCACGUUUGGCUGUGGACAGGUUCAAACUGGUUCAUUUCUAGAUGUUGCAGCUCCAAAUGGUUUAUUUGGGCUUGGCUUGGAGAAGAUAUCAGUUCCUAGCAUUUUGUCCCAAGAGCAUUACACAGCAGAUUCUUUCUCCAUGUGUUUUGGGCGUGAUGGAACCGGUAGGAUUAACUUUGGAGAUAAGGGUAGUCUUGACCAGGAAGAGACCCCAUUUAAUAUAGAUCCAUUACGUAGUCCAACCUAUAAUAUAGCUGUGACUCAAAUUCGAGUGGGGACUACUCUCAUUGACUUGGAUUUCACAGCUCUUUUUGACUCUGGGACCUCCUUCACAUAUCUGGUUGACCCUCCCUAUACAAGGCUUUCAGAGAGUUUCCAUUCACAAGCCCAAGAUAAGCAGCGGACACCUGAUCCAAGGAUCCCUUUCGAAUAUUGUUAUGAUAUGAGUCCUGAUGCAAAUACUAGUUUGAUUCCUAGUAUGAGUCUAUCUAUGAAAGGAGGAGGCCAAUUUGCCGUUUAUGAUCCAAUAAUUGUCAUCUCCGUGCAGCGUGAUCUUGUAUAUUGCCUAGCUGUCGUCAAGAGUCAAGAACUGAAUAUUAUUGGACGUAAGUCUUCUGAUUGGAAGUAA